This is a messenger RNA of Thermochaetoides thermophila DSM 1495, 759 nucleotides long. Its product is annotated as mitochondrial 54S ribosomal bL31m domain-containing protein. The transcript has a single exon. Gene Ontology annotation, biological process: mitochondrial translation. Gene Ontology annotation, cellular component: mitochondrial large ribosomal subunit. Lineage: Eukaryota; Fungi; Ascomycota; Sordariomycetes; Sordariales; Chaetomiaceae. The coding region runs from base 1 to 759 and encodes 252 amino acids. Gene Ontology annotation, molecular function: structural constituent of ribosome. The record is from RefSeq and is a predicted model, not a curated record.
AUGGGGAAGCUCCCCACGACCCUCCUUCGUCGACCCUCGCUCCCCGCGGGUUGCCUUCAAACAUUCUCGACCUCAAGCAGUAGCCAUACACCAAUUUCGCUUCCUCUUCAAUCUUCCUCAGUCCUCCCAACUACUAUCUCAUCAAUAAAAAUCUCCCCGACUCAGGUCCGACAUGCGACCUUCAUCCCGCGGCCACGCCGGCCGUACAUGUUCACCCAACUCGUGCAGCUGAGCGACGGCUCGACCUUCACAAUCCGCACCACCUCCCCGCAGGCGCUGUACAAGUCAACCAAGGACAGCCGCAAUCACAUUCUCUGGCAGCCGAACAACAAACAGCUACGCAACAUCGAGGUCGACGAGGCCGGCAAGCUGGCUGCCUUCCGUGGGCGCUACGGCACUCACUGGGAUCUAGACGGUGGGCGCGGUGCCGCCGAGGCCGCUGCUAAGGCUGCUGAGGAGGCCAAGGCCGCUGCUGACGCCGCUGAGAGGCAGGAGAAGACGGAGGGCAAGGCUCCUCAGCAGAGUGACGUGACCGAGAAGCCUACUGCCCAGGUCAAGCCAGCAGAGACUACAGAGAAGAAGGCAUCGGCCGCGGCUGCUGCUGCCGUUACUUCUAGUCCUGCUGCGCCGGCUCAGGAGGAUCUCUUCGAAUCAUUCGCUGAUCUGCUGAGUGCGUAUGCGGUCGAGGAUCAAAAUGUCAAGGGCGGCUUGAGCGCGAAGGACCAGGCUAGGAAGGAUAAAUCAUCAAAGAAGAAAUAA